ACAGUCACACAGUGCUGUGAGCGUGAGGCUGUGGAGAGACUGCAUCAAGGAGCGAGGACUGCAUGUGCGCUUGCAUCGGGAACGGUGCGUGGGAGUUGUUCUCUCUCUACCUGCCAUUUGAAUUCCUUCUUUAUUCUCCACGUUGAUCCUCGGACAAUUACGGGCGCACAGGGAGUCCCGUUACCGAGGGAGGAUCGCGCUACGUGUGUGUGUAUGUGUGAGUGUGAGAGCGUGUGUGUGUGUGUGGGUUACCAAAAGAAACUACAGCUGUCAUCUUAGAACCGCGGCACUGCUGUUGGGGAGGAAGUCGUUGGAAAUCUGCAAGAAACGGGUGGCUGCUAUCUUUUCUUCUACCACUCCUUCGGUUUAAAAAAAAAAGCUGUCUUUUAAGGCGAUGGACUUGAGAUAGUGCGUCUCAAUUUGACUGGUGGUGGCUGGGAGUUGCCGUUGGGGAGAAAUGCGAGAGGAUGCUUGGAAGCAGUGAAGGAUACAGCAGGUAACCGAUAAGAUGGCGGCCAGGGAAGCGACUGGGCACAGCUACCUGGUGGCUUUCUGGCAGCCCAUUCUGAUACUGAUGCUUGGCGCCGUGCUGUCUGGCUCCACUACAGGCUGUCCAUCCCGCUGUGAGUGCAAUGUUCAAGAGCGCUCUGUGAUGUGCCACCGCAAGAAGCUCAUGACAGUUCCUGAGGGCAUUCCUGCAGAAACAAAACUGCUGGACCUGAGCAAGAACCGCAUUAGAACCAUCAACCCUGACGAGUUUGCCAUUUUUCCCAACCUCGAACACCUGGAGCUCAGUGAAAACACGAUCUCAUCCAUUGAACCUGGAGCAUUCAAUAACCUUUACGGUCUGCGGACAUUAGGGCUGCGUAGCAACAAGCUCAAGCUGAUACAGCUUGGGGUCUUCACAGGCCUGAGCAAUCUCACACAGCUGGACAUAAGUGAAAACAAGAUUGUCAUCCUGUUGGACUACAUGUUCCAGGAUUUGUACAACCUGCGGUCCUUAGAGGUGGGUGAUAAUGACCUUGUUUUCAUCUCCCACCGGGCUUUUCAUGGGCUUAGUAGUCUUGAGCACCUGAGUCUUGAGAAGUGCAACCUGUCAUCUGUACCAACAGAGGCUUUUACACACCUUCAUAAUUUGAUCACGCUCAGGCUGCGUCUCCUCAAUAUCAAUGUCAUACGGGAUUAUUCCUUCAAACGGCUCUACCGACUGAAAGUGUUGGAAAUAGCCAAUUGGCCUUAUCUGGAUACGAUGACCCCAAAUUGCUUGUAUGGAUUAAAUCUCACCUCCCUGACCAUUGCAAAUGCCAACCUGACAACAAUUCCUUAUGUAGCCCUGCGGCACUUGGUUUAUUUGCGUUUUCUUAAUCUCUCCUAUAACCCUAUCCAUACCAUUGAGGGGAAUAAGCUCCACGACCUUCUGCGUUUGCAGGAAUUUCACCUGGUUGGAGGCAGACUGGCCAUGAUUGAGCCCUACUCUUUCCGUGGUCUCAACUACCUGAAGAUCCUAAAUGUUUCUGGAAACUCUCUAAGCACUUUAGAAGAGUCUGCUUUCCAUUCAGUUGGCAACCUCGAAACCCUUGCCUUGUAUGAUAAUCCCCUGGCCUGUGACUGCAGACUGUUAUGGGUUUUCCGACGACGCUGGAGACUGAACUUCAACAGGCAGCAGCCUACCUGUGCCUCCCCUGAGUUUGUCCAAGGCAAAGAAUUCAAAGACUUUCCAGAUGUCCUGCAGUCAAACUACUUCACGUGUCGCAAGUCUAGGAUUAGGGAUCGCAAACCUCAGCAGAAAUUUGUUGACGAGGGGGCCAUUGUUCAUUUCGCUUGCCAAGCAGAUGGAGAUCCUUCUCCAGUGAUAAUGUGGCUAUCUCCGCAAAAGAAGUUUAUCACCUCCAAGACAAUUGGAAGGAUCUCUGUGUUGCCAGAUGGUACCCUGGAGGUUCGGUAUGCCCAGAUUCAAGAUAAUGGUACUUAUGUGUGUAUAGCUAGCAAUGCCGGCGGAAAUGACACCUCUCUUGCUCACCUUCACAUCCAUAGCUACUCGCCAAAUCAGUCCAACAAGACUUUUGCCUUCAUCUCCAACCAGCCCGCAGAAUCUGGUGCUAAUGGUACACGAGCCAAUGCCCCUUUCCCCUUUGAUAUUAAGACGUUGAUCAUUGCCACCACAAUGGGCUUCAUCUCUUUUCUCGGUGUGGUCUUGUUUUGCCUGGUACUGCUCUUCCUAUGGAGUAGAGGCAAAGGCAACACGAAGCACAACAUUGAGAUUGAGUAUGUGCCACGGAAAUCGGACGCAGGCAUGAGCAGCAGCACAGCGGAUGCCCCUCGCAAGUUUAACAUGAAAAUGAUAUAACCCAGAUGAGGGAUUUAUUACUUUUGACUAAAAAAUAAGACAAAUGGAAAAGAAGACACUUUCUUUCCUCCCUUACAAACCUGUGGAUCCUGGUGUGUGAACAUAGAGUAAUAUGUUUUGUUUCUGAUCGAAGCGCUAAAGGAGGAGAGCACUUCCUGACUUUCAUAUGUUAAGAGGGAAUGAAAGCACCUCCAGUGCUACAAGGCAUUGGUGGUUUCUACAUGGCCUGAUAGGGCAACAACUGAAAGUCAACUUUGUCAUAUCAGUUCAUAUUCCUGUGGAUUUAUACUGGGAAAAAUAUAUCUGAAAAGAAAACACUUCAAACAGCCAGUAUGGGAGGGGCAGAUCAAACUUUGUCCAUCGCUGUCUUGUGUCUGUAUUUUUUUAUUUGAUGUUAUUUUUUUAUUUUAUUUUUUUUCCCAAGGUUGGAUGUCAAGUUAUGAAUGAGAUUUGUAUAGGUUGAUGAGCACAUGUAUACAACGUACAUUUCAAAUGCAUCAUCAUUAUGCUAUGUGUUACAUAUGGUUCAUUCUUUUUUCCUACAGUGAUGAUUGUUCUGUAAACCAUCAAAUGUAUAUUUGUGUCACAAUACCUGAUGAAAAAACGUCCCACCAGUGAGCAGAAAUAGAUAAGAAUAGCAAAAUGAUCUGCUAGGAAAAACAGAUCUGUGAGCUAGAAUGUUAAAUAUUAUUUGCAGCUAAUUCAUAGCCAACUCCUUGUCCGAGAAAGAACAAAGAAGGGUACUUUAAACCAGUUUACAUUCGUCAUUAGGUGACCUGAAAAGAGAAUGAUACACACAUAUAAGUGCUCUGAAAAUACAUAUGCAGAUACAUAGGGGGACAUAUAGUUCAACUUUAACUAUUGAUUGCAAUUAUCAGUGCUGUACUGUAAAAAUCAAACAAAAGAGGGACAUAACAGGAUUUGUAUCAAUGGGACAUCGCUCUAAUAAAGCCUUUUGAGCUCUGAAGCUGAUAGUGUCAAUGUCAGUCACCCCUAGUAUGCCUACAGUGCACAAACAUGGAUUGAGAGCAGGAUACAUAAUGAAAUGUGAGAUGUUGCUGAUAUGAUGGGGCUCCGUACCAACAAUAGACACAGCUCAUCUCCUAUGGUUCCGCCAUCAAACAGAAUAGUUAAUAUUAGUACUUUGAUACUAUAAGCGCUUAUCCCUGACUUUUUGAAUGGCAUCUCAAAAAGCUAUUCUGUAAUGGUAGUAUUAUUUGUGAGGAAUAACAGGUUUGGUGCUCAAUUUUUUGAAUAUAUGUGCUCUUCAAGCUGUACAAUAUUUCUUUCAUUGUUUAGUUUUUUUUCUUGAUCGUUUUUACAAAAUCAAUUGUUUAUGUCGAUGAUCUCCCACCCCCACCCCCCACCCUCAUCAAAGCCAUGGAAAUAUUAACUCUCCAGGAUCAUUUAAAGGUUUGCUAUUCCCCAGAAAUGUGCAAUUUUUGUUAGUGGAAAAAAGAACUGUGCAUACAAUGCUCCCAGUUGGACCUGCAUAUAAAAGUCGGAGGUUACAGCCUUUCCUCUUCGAGCACACACGGUGGACAGCUGGGCUUUGCAAACGUGUGUGAGGAUAAAGGCUAAGUUAUUUAUGAUGGAUGACAUUACAGACAACGACACAGUAAUGGGCUGGAAGUAUGGACAGAAUAUGCAGAUGGUUUGAGUGACACAGAUGGUUUCACCCAUGGAGCAAUCUGAAGCAGCUUUGGUGUAAUCCAUUUUGCAUAAAGGAAAAAAAAAAUACCACUGGAUAUGGCUCAUCGUUCUCCCUCUCGCUGAAUGCUCUCUUUGUUCAAAGUGUGGCUACUGUACCUAGCCUUUUUUUGGUCCCGAGUGAUCCCGGGAUACUGUUUUUUGUUUCUGUUCUACCUUUUUUUUUUUUUGACCCUGGACUAGGUUGAACAUGUAGUCCAAGCCAACUUUUUACAAAAAAAAAAAGUUAAAAAAGAAAUCUAUGGAAAAUACAUUCAAAUUGUUCUGUGCAAUAAAGGUAAUAUGCAGAUUUUUUUUUUUUUUAAAUUAACAAAAUUUCAUUGAUGUUGAAUUGUUGAGAAUAUGGUAUGUUGUAUUAAACAAUCUAUGGACUUUUUUAAACA
This is a messenger RNA of Eleginops maclovinus (Patagonian blennie), 4440 nucleotides long. RefSeq names its product leucine rich repeat and Ig domain containing 1a (gene lingo1a). The coding region runs from base 509 to 2347 and encodes 612 amino acids. The transcript is spliced from 2 exons. NCBI's taxonomy places the organism in Eukaryota, Metazoa, Chordata, Actinopteri, Perciformes, Eleginopidae. The record is from RefSeq and is a predicted model, not a curated record. Gene Ontology annotation, molecular function: protein binding.